Messenger RNA from Eruca vesicaria subsp. sativa (arugula), 1344 nucleotides. The record is from the annotation of a GenBank genome assembly. Lineage: Eukaryota; Viridiplantae; Streptophyta; Magnoliopsida; Brassicales; Brassicaceae.
AUGGAGAACUCAGUGACCCAAGAUUGUAUCGCCACCAUUGAUUCUUCCUCGGUUCAACCUCACAUCGUCGUUCAAGUCGUGGAUCUUAAACCUGUUGGAAGUCGAUAUACGUUUAAUGCUAAUGAUGGAAAGAUGAAGAUUAAAGCAAUGUUACCUGCAACUUUAACAUUUGAGAUCAUCUCUGGAAAAAUCCAGAAUCUUGGUCUCAUUCGUCUCCUUGAUUAUACAGCCAACGAUAUUCCUGGCAAAUCUGGAGAAAAAUAUUUGCUUAUAACCAAAUGCGAGGCUGUUUCUCCUGCACUUGACUCAGAGAUUAAAUCUGAGACUAAAGCUUCUACAGGUAUUAUGUUGAAACCAAAGCAGGAGUUCUUUGCCAAAUCAGCUUCUCAGAUAGUCAAUGAACAGAGAGGAAAUGCUGCACCAGCUGCAAGAAUGGCUAUGACCAGGAGAGUGCAUCCGCUUGUGUCCUUGAACCCUUACCAUGGAAGUUGGACCAUUAGAGUCCGUGUUACAAACAAAGGUGUCAUGAGAACUUACAAAAAUGCUAGGGGAGAAGGAUGUGUCUUCAAUGUGGAACUAACUGAUGAGGAAGGAACACAGAUUCAGGCAACGAUGUUUAACGCUGCUGCAAAGAAGUUUUAUGACACAUUCCAGAAGGGAAAGGUCUAUUACAUAUCGAGGGGAACGCUUAAGCUUGCUAACAAGCAAUUCAAGACAGUUCAGAACGAUUAUGAGAUGACUCUGAAUGAGUAUUCAGAGGUUGAAGAGGCUGUGAGUGAAGAAAUGUUUAUCCCUGAAACAAAAUUCAACUUUGUACCCAUUGAUGAGUUGGGUACAUACGUAAACCAGAGGGAGCUAAUUGAUGUUAUUGGGGUUGUCCAAAGUGUUUCUCCUACGAUGAGCAUUAGAAGAAAGAGUGACGGUGAGAUGAUCCCAAAGAGGGAUAUAACUUUAGCUGAUGAGACAAAGAAAACUGUUGUGGUGUCUCUUUGGAACGAUCUAGCAACUGACUUAGGACAAGAACUUCUAGACAUGGCUGAUAAGUACCCUGUUAUUGCGAUCAAGUCUCUCAAAGUUGGAGAUUUUCAAGGUGUUUCAUUGUCCACUAUCGGCAAAAGCGACGUGGUGGUAAAUCCUGAUAUACCAGAAGCUGCAAAGUUGAAAUCUUGGUAUGAUUCUGAAGGUAAAGAGACGUCUAUGUCUGCUAUUGGCUCUGGGAUGAGCCCUUCUGCCAAUAAUGGAUCAAGAUCCAUGUAUUCCGACAGAGUUUGUCUUUCUCACUUCACGACCAACCCCUCUUUAGGCGAGGACAAGCUGUAUUUUUCAGCACUAGAGCUUGCAUAA